CCUCCCCUCUUCCGCUUUUCUUUUCCUUCUUUGAACAAACACAACCUUACCUUAGGGUUUGAGCCUUUAGAUUGAGUCCGCAACGGUCCACAAAGUUGAGAUUCUGUUCGUCCUUUCAAAAAAAUCGAAUGAAAUGUCUCACUCCAUCACCUUCCUCUCAAGGAGGCUCUACCGCUCGUUGCUUUCGAUCCACAGAACGCCUUUUCAUCUUUCACAACAUUUCUGUACCAACCAUCCCUCUUCUGACCCCCAAGAAGAUUUCGAUUUGGAAGAGCUACCCCUUAACUCGGAUAUCGACUCACCCUCUACCCAUUCUUCUUCACCCGACUCUUCUUCACUGGACUCCUACAGACAAAGGGUUGUCUAUGAUCGGCCUCUCGAGAAUGGCCUCGACGUUGGCAUUUAUAAGGCUAUAUUGGUGGGGAUGGUAGGGCAGCCUCCGCUGCAGAAGAGGCUGAGAAGUGGCACGGUGGUGACUUUGCUAUCGUUGGGAACUGGUGGGAUUCGCAAUAACCGAAGGCCAUUGGAUAAUGAGGAACCCAGGGAGUAUGCGAACCGGUGUUCCGUCCAGUGGCAUCGGGUUUCGAUCUAUCCUCAGAAAUUGGGAGAUAUCGUCAUGAAACAUGUCUUUCCCAGUUCAAUAUUAUAUUUGGAGGGAAAUCUGGAAACUAAAGUUUUCACUGAUCCAAUAACUGGUCUUGUUCGUCGGAUUAGAGAAAUUGCGGUUCGUCGAAAUGGUCGACUUGUUUUUUUGGGUCAAGGUGAUGCUGGGGAGCAGACACAAAAUCAAGUGAAAAAUGUUGGCUACUACUGAAAUCAAUGGCGGAGCUACUGGGAAUAGCGUGAGCCUCACUAGACAAAGGAAAAUUUGAGCCUCCAGGUUUAGAAAUGAAUGCAUAGACAGUAUAUACAUAACAUCGGCGAAGCAAACUCGUGUUAUUUAAUAUGAUUUUGUACUUUUCUUUAUAAUUCGAUUAAUGUAGAUGGAGACCUUUCUGGUUGUCAUCA
This is a messenger RNA of Prosopis cineraria, 1008 nucleotides long. RefSeq names its product single-stranded DNA-binding protein, mitochondrial. Gene Ontology annotation, biological process: mitochondrial DNA replication; positive regulation of helicase activity. Bases 134 to 814 code for a protein of 226 amino acids. The record is from RefSeq and is a predicted model, not a curated record. The transcript has 4 exons. Lineage: Eukaryota; Viridiplantae; Streptophyta; Magnoliopsida; Fabales; Fabaceae. Gene Ontology annotation, molecular function: single-stranded DNA binding. Gene Ontology annotation, cellular component: mitochondrial nucleoid.